Malassezia globosa CBS 7966 is the source of this 2055-nucleotide messenger RNA. RefSeq lists its product as uncharacterized. Gene Ontology annotation, cellular component: U2-type prespliceosome; U2 snRNP; catalytic step 2 spliceosome. Gene Ontology annotation, biological process: mRNA cis splicing, via spliceosome; regulation of alternative mRNA splicing, via spliceosome. Bases 1 to 2055 code for a protein of 684 amino acids. The record is from RefSeq and is a predicted model, not a curated record. Gene Ontology annotation, molecular function: RNA binding. Lineage: Eukaryota; Fungi; Basidiomycota; Malasseziomycetes; Malasseziales; Malasseziaceae. The transcript has a single exon.
AUGGCGCCUGGGCUAAACCUGCCGCCGCCGACGCAGGGCUCUUCGUCAGAAGACUUGCACCUGAUUUCGACGUCCAAAGUCGAUGGCGAGAUUUUUCCCACAGGCGGCGUCGUGUACCCACCGCCAGACUUGCGCCCGAUCAUCGACAAAACGGCCGAGUUCGUGGCUCGCAAUGGCGUUGCGUUCGAGGCCAAGAUCCGCGAGCAGGAGCGUUUGAAUCCGAAAUUUGCAUUCCUAAAUUCUGGCGAUGCAUACCACACUUAUUUCCGCCUCCAGAUCCGCGCGGCCGCAGAGAGAAAGCACGAUGCGCCCGGUCCGGCUGACAAGGAUCGCGCCGCGUCGGCUGUGCGGGCUGCAUUGCUGGCAGACAAGUCGAACACGGCGAAGAAAACUGAACCUGAGCGUCCGCUUCCGCAUGAAUUCUCGCUUGAGUUUCCUAGUACAGCGGCUGUGGAUCUGGAGGUGCUGAAGCUCACAGCCCUCUUCACUGCUCGUCAGGGGCAGGGAUUUGCUUCGCGGCUCAUGGCAAGAGAGUCGCGCUCGUAUCAGUUUGAGUUCCUACAUCCAAAGCACCCACUAUUCAGCUACUUCCACCUCAUGGUGGAGCAGUACAGGAGUAUCAUGCAGCCUUCGAAAGAGCGCAUCGAGCAUAUUCAACAAUGUGCAAGCCGGCGUCGUGGUCCAGGCGCGGGUGGUGCUCGAAUGCAUGUGCUAGACGAAGUGCGGAAACGUGCUACAUGGACGAAAUGGGACGAGGACCGUCGGCAGCAGGAGCAUGAUGAGGAGGCUCGGCAACGUGCUCUAUUUGAUGAAAUCGAUUGGCAAGACUUUUGUGUUGUUGGUGUGGUGGAAGUGACGACGAAUGAUGCCAGUGCUGAGCUUCCACCACCUCGGUCUCUGUACGAGAUGCAAAGUAUGGUCCUUACUCACAAGAAAAUGUCGGCAUUGCACACGGCAGAGAGGAGUGAGAGCAACGAGCAAAAGACCUCUACCGAGGCAUCCACGCCAGCAACGAGCAUGGCAGAUCAGCACAAUGCUACGCCUGCCGGCUCGUCGCACCACGGAUCGGCUGGUGCCGACGCAGAAGCAGCAGGUCCAAGCUCGUUACCCGCGCAUGAUACUAAUACGCCGACGUCAACGGAGGGUACACGAGCUAGCGUCGUCCGAUCCACAGCGCAAGGUCCUGUCAAGAUCCGCCACGACUAUGUUCGUGGAGCGCGUCCGGCACCAUCGACUGCGCCAGCUACGACUGUGUGUCCUGUGUGUGGUGACACCGUCGCUGUGAAUGACAUGAGUGAGCAUGUCCGUAUCGAGCUCUUGAACCCAAAGUUUCGCGAGCAGCGCGCUCAAAUGGAGCAGCGCCGACAGGAGCAGGCCAGUCUUGCGGCCGGCGCAGACCCGAGCCAUUUUCUUCGACAGUUUGCUGGUGCACGAACCGACAUCUUUGGUGUGCGAGCGGAUGAAGAGGCACAAGCACGACGUGAGGCGUCAGAACGUCGUCUGGCGCGUGAAAAGGAAAAGAAUGUGUGGGAUGGACAUCUCAAUAGCAGCAAGACGGCACAGGAUGCUCGUGCACGGUCGGGCGACAUUGAUCAGCAGCUUGCGCAAAUGCGUGCCCGACCAGCUCCUGCCGCAACGACAGCGACGCCUAUUGGGCCGCAAGUGCCUAGCAAGCGGCCCACAGAAGAACCAUUGCCGCCGCAGCCACCGAGUAAGCGACGAGCUGACGAACGACGCGAGGAAGGUGCGCCGAGAUAUGCCGAGCAGGAAUGGCUCGCGAUGUACCCGCAUCCCAUCACGCUUCGAGUCCAUGUGCCAGAUGCGACACAUAUCGCACCAGCGUGUGACGGUCACGUCGAAGAAACAUCGGGCCUUUCUCUCAGCACGACCAUUGGUCAAGUGCGCGAUCGGAUUCUUUCCGAGACACUCGGUAAAGCUGUAGGCGCGUCGAAGCUCAAAAUGUGGGUUCAGGGCAAGCCGGCGACACUGCGACAGUCGCUAGCGUAUUGGAAUUUGAUGGAUGGCGCUCAUGUGGAGAUGAGCCUGGCUAAAUGA